GGAGUCAGCUGAGAACAAAAUGCCUUAAUUAUCUGGGAACUCCCAGGAUAAAGCUCCUCCCUGCUGCUGGCCUUGCUGUCCAACUCCAGGUUCCUGGCUGGUCUCUGCAGACAUUGGCAGGGUGAUGCCAGCUUGAUCCAGAGCCAUGUCCAGGUACCUGAAGCACUUCACGGUGGUGGGCGACGACCCCGUGCAGUGGAGCAACGACUAUCAAAAAUGGGAGGAGGAGGAGGAGGCUGGGGAGAAUGGGGAGAAGCAGUCGGAUUCGGAGAUGAAGCUGGCACCUACCAGGAGCCGUGUCUCCUUCCAGGACAUGAUGAAAAAGCUCUUCAGCUCUCACAGGUUUCAGAUCCUGGUUGUCUCCUUGGUCAUCCUGGAUGCCUUGUUGGUCCUCGGGGAAUUGCUUAUGGACUUGAAAAUCAUCCAUCCGGACAAAUAUAACAUAACCCCAAAGGUCUUCCACUACCUCUCCCUUUCCAUUUUAACCAUCUUCCUGGUUGAGGUGGGGUUUAAAGUCUUUGUCUACCGCCGGGAGUUCUUCCACCACAAGUUUGAAGUGCUGGACGGGAUCGUCGUCGUCGUGUCGUUCAUCCUCGACAUCGUCCUCAUCUUUCGGGAGCACGAGUUUGAAGCUGUCGGGCUGCUGAUCCUGCUGCGGCUGUGGCGUGUGGCCAGGAUUAUCAACGGAAUAAUUUUAUCGGUAAAGACCCGCUCUGAACAACAAGUGUCCAAGCUAAAGCAAGCAAACCUGAAACUUGCAACAAAGGUCGAACAACUGGAACGCAGCUGCAUAGAGAAGGAGCAAGAAAUCGAGAGGCUGAACAAGAUAUUAAAACAGCACGGACUCCUCAGCGAGCAAACGUAGAAGGCCGGUUUUCUGAGGUGGGGAGGUCUGCCCUGGAGAGUGCAGUGUUGAUGUCUACCCGUUUGACCUGAAA
Chroicocephalus ridibundus (black-headed gull) is the source of this 938-nucleotide messenger RNA. RefSeq names its product hydrogen voltage gated channel 1 (gene HVCN1). The coding region runs from base 146 to 865 and encodes 239 amino acids. Lineage: Eukaryota; Metazoa; Chordata; Aves; Charadriiformes; Laridae. The transcript has 6 exons. The record is from RefSeq and is a predicted model, not a curated record. Gene Ontology annotation, molecular function: voltage-gated proton channel activity. Gene Ontology annotation, cellular component: plasma membrane. Gene Ontology annotation, biological process: proton transmembrane transport.